AUGAAGGGCCGUCGGUCCCACGAGAAUCUGAGGCCGUGGCCGGUCAACCGCCACCUUGGUCCCGGAGAUGAAGCUCGCGCGGAAGAGAAAGUGACCCCCGCAGAAGUGGUGACAGAGAUCGACGAGCUUAUGGAUGCCUCGAAGUUUGGGAUUUUGGAGUGGAGGAGGUCUCUUCAAAAUGGAAAUUUCGAAAAUUCUGCAAGUUGGCUUUUCGCCUAUAAACGCCUCUUUUGAUUAACUGAAAAGGGGGUCCCAAAAAUAUGUAGGAAAAAUAGCCACCCGUGCUAGAGCAUUCGCGCUCUACUGAUAAAAAUUUCUUUUGGUUCCAUGUAAGAAAUUUUUUGAACCAAAACUGUAGGGAAAAAGUUCAAAAAUAAAAAUAAAAUAAAAAAACGAAGCUUGAAAUGCUUGAAAAGCCAUUUAGCGUAAAACUUUGGAAACUUUAGCUUCAAUUAUUACUUUUUUUAAAAAGCCUUUGUGAUAAUAAAUUAAAGUUCGGGUCAGUCGAGAUUUUUUUGAUUCCACUAGAAAAAAACAUCCGUUUUUUGUUUUCCGAACGCUUUCGACAGGAAAUCCUGAAUAACUUACAUGCAGUAGAAUGAAUCCGUAAACAGUAAAAGAGGCUGAGAAUCAGUUAUUUUUGGUCUAAUUUUUCAUAGAUAGUUUAUUCACUGCCAUUAUUUAACAUUUAAAAAAAAUUUUUAAAAAAAAUAAUUGAAGAAUAGAUGAUCAAGUGAAGGAAUAGGCAGAGAAAUAACAAUACACGGGAAAGAGUCAACCCCAACGAGUUGACGGGUACCCGGAAAUAUGGCAAAUUCACAGGAGACGAGAGGGGAUAUUUUAUUUCUUAG
Molecule: messenger RNA, 851 nt
Organism: Caenorhabditis auriculariae
Lineage: Eukaryota; Metazoa; Nematoda; Chromadorea; Rhabditida; Rhabditidae
Source: the annotation of a GenBank genome assembly